AUGUUGCAAUGCAUAGACAAUGAGACAAUCACAAUUGAGUCCGACACAUUCAACUUGGAGACCAGACGACAACUUCAGACCACUUUGAAACAACAUUUGUCGAGGCCAGCAAACGUCGACAAUGAAGGUUACCUGUCGGUAUUCAAAGAGUGGGCCAGCAAGAUUGUGAGAGUCGAAUUCCCAUCAGCAUUUCUCCAGACUGGAUUGGAGAUCAUUGAUGUUCCAGGCUUCAGCAUCUCUGACCAUGCAUCAUUGUUCAGCAUCCGAAAGCAAUUCCUCAAUGCUUAUCCACCCACUGGUGUCAUGUUUUGUUACGCCAACACGGCGUUCUCUGAUGGUGAGGUGUUGGCCUUGCCUGAUCUCAUGAACUCAUUGUCGAACGAUCACAAUGAUUCAAUGUUCUUUGUCAACACCAAGAGGUCCAAGAGUGAGGUGGCACUCAACAACAACGUUGAACAAGGUGACGAGAUCCCACUCGUGUUGAUGAACGCCUACACUGACAAAUGCUUCUCAAAGGUUGAGAAAUCGAUUCCCAAUGCAUCCAGAAGACGAUUCUCAAUCGUCAACUCAAUGGAUUUCAUCAAACAAUCUAAGUCAGUUGAGACGAGAUAUAUGUUCAAUCAGUUCAUCGACCAACUGAUCAAGUGGAUGGCAAAGAUGUUCCAACAACAAGGUCACACAUUACUAAGGAUGAUCGAAAUCGAGUUUCGAGCUCCAUCAAUAUAA
Messenger RNA from Acytostelium subglobosum LB1, 726 nucleotides. RefSeq lists its product as hypothetical. The coding region runs from base 1 to 726 and encodes 241 amino acids. The record is from RefSeq and is a predicted model, not a curated record. Lineage: Eukaryota; Evosea; Eumycetozoa; Acytosteliales; Acytosteliaceae. The transcript has 2 exons.